GGCAAAUCGACCGAAGUUAGGUGCGCGAACCGGAUGCAACCACACAGCACGAGACCCGAAUAAACUUUACAAGCGUAACAGUAACCCAACUGGAUCAACUGAACAGAGGUCUUCCGUUAUCCCUACUUGCUACUCUUGCGGUGUCAGGACAUAACAAUGGCGAACCCUAUAUUCUAGCCACGUGUCCUGCUCAGGAACCACGAAGAUGGAGGCAAUUGCAUGGCGUUCAGUGUUGUCUCUUAUAGUAGUCUCGUCAUUGAUGGUGUACGAAGAGUGGGUCUCAGCUCCCUCUUGCAAAAUCAUACCUGGACCGGAUCCUUACGAGCACGAAUCAGGUCGGGGCACUGAGGAGUUGAAAGUGAUGCUUGUUGGUGAUUUGUUAUUGUUAGGGUCCGAAGCUGGUUUUGUGAAUCGAUAUUUUAGAGAUUAUUACAUGGCCAAAUUCUUCAGGAAAUCUUUUGACAGUUUGAACCCUGAUAUGCUGCUAGUAUUAGGAGAUGUUUCUGCUAGAGGGUCAGAAUCGACGAGAAGUAAUUGGUUGCCAGUAUUCAAUCAAUUUGAUCGAAUGUUGGGACCCUUUCUUGGUCUUCCUUUCCAUGUUACUUUGGGUGAUAGGGAUAUCGGAGAGUGCAGUGGGCUUAAUCCACAGUCUGUUAAUUGGAUAGCUGGGAAUUUGCCUGGCUUGGAUUCAGCUGGUUGUGGUGCAUUUGAAAUUAGUAAUGUCAGCUUUGUUUCAGUGAAUGCUGUAGCACUGCUAUGUGGUAACAAUAAACUAAGGUUUAGUGUUGAAAAGGUCAUAGAGAGGGAGAGAAUAGAUCUAAGAAUGGGUGAAGAAGGCACUGCAGAGGCAAUUAAUUAUUCUGGUAAAUUCGGUAAGACAUACAAUGACUUUGCCAGGAGAGAAAAUGAUACGUCAUCCUUAUCUGGCCCUGUUCUAUUGCUUCAUUUUCCCUUGGACCGGAGAGAUGACGGCAAGUGUUCACACGAGAAUUCAAAUACUCGUGAGAGCAGGGGGGUCUUAGGGCCCGGGCCUUAUGAUUUGUUGCACACAGUACCCCCUAAUGCUACCAAAUACAUUUUCCAAUCUAUCAAGCCAAGGAUCAUUUUCAGUGCACACACCCAUGAAUUUUGUGAUCACACUCACCAAGAUGGAACUCGUGAAGUAACUGUGUCAGCCAUGACAUGGAAGGCAAGGGAUGACCCGGGGUUUGUUGUUGCCACCUUCCAUGGGAACAGAAGAGAAAUGAUACGUCCGGACAAGAAUAUUAUUUGCCUGUUGAAUGACCUUCCUUAUUCCAUACUUCCCAUUGCAUGUUUUUCCAAGGGCAACAUUUGUUAAACCCUUAGUUGGAAAGCAAAUCCAGUUCCAUCUUAACACCCUUUGUAUGCCCCGAUAAUAAUAAUUAAAUAAAGUGUUAGAACUCAAAUGAAAGAUGGUUUUACCAUUACAUGAAUAUUUAAUGUGUUGAUUCUAGUUGUGGAGGUGGAGAUAUCCAUUCUCUAGAAUGAUACCAAUCAAUGAGAUAGAGGUGACUGGCUACUGGAAGAGCCUCUUUGAUCUUGAA
This is a messenger RNA of Mangifera indica (mango), 1565 nucleotides long. RefSeq names its product metallophosphoesterase 1-like. The transcript has 5 exons. Bases 206 to 1339 code for a protein of 377 amino acids. Gene Ontology annotation, molecular function: hydrolase activity. Lineage: Eukaryota; Viridiplantae; Streptophyta; Magnoliopsida; Sapindales; Anacardiaceae. Gene Ontology annotation, biological process: GPI anchor biosynthetic process. The record is from RefSeq and is a predicted model, not a curated record.